This is a messenger RNA of Adineta steineri, 887 nucleotides long. Lineage: Eukaryota; Metazoa; Rotifera; Eurotatoria; Adinetida; Adinetidae. The record is from the annotation of a GenBank genome assembly.
AUGAACAAACAAAAUUUAAAUAAUUCUUCAUCGAAAGAUUAUGCUUUAGCACAUUCAUUUUCUCGUCGACAAAUGACAAUGAUGAAUUCAUAUCUUGAUUCACCGAUAACAGUUGAAUCAUCAUCAAAAUCAACAUCAUCAACUAUAACGGAUCCACAUUGUACCCAUUGUGGAAAAUAUUAUUGUCAAAUUGAUUUUAUUUUUUCAUGGCUAUCACGUUAUGGUAAAACAAAUGAUCAACAAUAUGUUAUUGAUCAACGUAUACAAGAAAUUAUUUCCAAACGUUUACCAACAUCAGAUCCUCAAAAUGUUUGUGAACAACGUUUACUUCAUUGGUAUAAUUCAACAAAAAUAAAAUUAGGAAAUGAAUCAAUAUCUUUUCCAACAUCAACUAUUAAAAGCAGUUCUACUUCAGUUCCAUUUCGUUCGAAUACACCUGUCAUAUCUCAAAAUGAAAUUCAUUCAAGUGAUUAUAAUAAAUAUUUAUUAUCACAAGCAGCUGCUUUUACUCCUGAUGAACCACUUUUAUCAUCAACAGUCUGUAAUCGUUUAUCAAAUUCAACACCAACACAAACAUUUCAAACACAAAAUCGUGCUGGUUUAUAUCAAUUAUGUUCUAAUGGACGUUAUAUUAUAGCUGAUGAUUGGUGUCAAACAUAUAAAGGACAUCGUUUACCGCAAUUUAUGCGUUGUCUUACAAUUUAUAAUCAAUAUGAAGAACAAUGUGUAUUAAUGUUACCAGAAUUUAAUACAAUGACACAAAUGGAUUCUGUUCAAAGUAUGACAUGGCAUGAACAAUUACAAGUCUUUCUUUUUAUUACUUAUCAUCGUGUUUAUCAAUGUGAACCUGAAAGUGGUACAAUAAAUCAAAUAAAUGAAUAUGAAAU